AUUCUUCACCCGCCAAGAACUCUUCUGCGCAGAAGGUGAAAGGUCUCUCUCCAUAGAAAGGGCAAGAAAGCAAUCUGAACUUGCCGAUAAUGAGUUCUGCAACUCAAGGUAGGUCAUUCUUCUCCCAUGUCGCGACUCCUUAGAACUAUAUCCAAUGGUUUUUUAACAAAUAUUAACGUCGUAUAUGAGUCUUCGCCUUGAUGAAAAUAUAUUUUUUAGUCUUUAUGCGAUCUGUGUUUAUAUCAUGUUCUGCUCUUGGUUUUGCAAUAUUCGUCUAUCCGUUUUAGUGGCUGUGAUAUUUAGAUACUUGCUACUUGCUAGCGCCGACCGCAAAACAUAAUUAUUUUGCUAGAGUAUAUGAUCGUAUUUUGGACUGGUAUAAAAACGUGUUGGUCGGGAUUUUUAAUAAUAUGAAAUGCCAUAAACGGAUGUUAAAUAAUAUGAAAUACAAAGCUGGUGGUCUGGAAUAAGUAUACAGCAACACAUGAAACACAUUGCUGGUGUUUUUCUUUUUUAUGGUUGUUCAGGUAGCAAUGGAACAACGCUUUCUGGCCGUGUUAACAAGACGACCCAGAAGCGCCGCAGUUGGUCUACACGCGAAGAAGAAGUGCUAAUCGCUGCAUUGAAGGAGCUCGUUGCGCAAGGAUGGAAAUCCGACAACGGAUUUCGAGCCGGUUAUUUGAGCAAGUUAGAGGAGGCUAUGAGGAAGGACUUUCCGACCACCGAUUUGAAAGGGAUGCCUCACAUAAACUCGAAGGUAACAACGUGGAAAAAGACUUACUAUUCAUUGUGGAACAUCCUCAAGACCAGUGGAGUUGGUUUCAAUGUGGAUGGAAAGCACAUGAUUGAUUGCGAUGAUGAACAAUGGGAGAACUUUGUGAGGGUCGAUAAUAGCGUGAGCAACUAUCGCAAGAAAAGUUGGCCUCUACUUGAGGAUUGGAAGAUAAUAUUCGGCAAAGAUAGAGCUACGGGCGAUGAGGCGGAGGAUCUCAUGGAGGCGUCCCAUGAGAUGUAUCGAAAAUUGGAUACUAGCCAACCGAAUGCCGAUGAUGAUUACCGCGUCUCACUUGAAGAUCUCUUCGAGAAUGGCGAAGCGGGUGACAAUGUAAGCCACACCCAAGUUCAUGAAGAGAGUGUUACGGCUGAGAAGGAAGUGCGGGGUUGCGGCAAGAAGCGGCGCCGCAGUGCCACCUUUGACGACAGAUUCUUCGAGGCCCUACAUGAAAUUAACCGGGGGACCGAAACUAGACUUGAUACAAUAUCAAGUAAAAUGGGUUACGACUACGAUAUAUCAAAGGCAAGAAAAGAAGUCUUCGCUCAAUUGUCUGCUAUUCCGGGGCUGUCAAAGAUGGAAAAGUUUGAGUUGACAGAUUUGCUUGCAAAGGAGGUCGAGCGUCUGGAUGUGUUCUCAAGCCUCCCGGAUGACGCGAAGGAAGACUACGUGCACUACUUGCUUGCUUUGAAGCAUAAGUAAGUCACCUUCGUGCAAGGAAUGUUUUGGUGCUCUUCUUUUGCAUUUUGAAAUCUGACAGUUUCUCAUAUCAUGUUCAAAGAAUAUUUUGGAACUUGUUGCAAGAUUGUUUAGGUUUAUGUUGGGUACUAGUUGGCCCUUUAAGCUUAUGCAGUUGUUGGUACUUUGUUUCAUGGAGACCGAUCAUGUUAUUUUGUACCUUGUUUCAUGGAGAUUUGAAAGUUAUUUCA
Molecule: messenger RNA, 1701 nt
Organism: Salvia miltiorrhiza (redroot sage)
Lineage: Eukaryota; Viridiplantae; Streptophyta; Magnoliopsida; Lamiales; Lamiaceae
Exons: 2
Coding region: 485-1474 (329 amino acids)
Source: RefSeq, a predicted model, not a curated record